UUGAGGCAUGGCUUAUUACAAAAAAUACAGCAGCACAGUUUGUUCUCUUUCAUUUGCCUGGUAUGUUUGGUGUUCAGGGAUUAAGGGAGGAGAAAGGACCAGCUAUCCAGAAUGCUUUGUUAAGAGGAGGGAGUAAAUUUGAUUGUCGUCAGCACUGGAUUUCCAUAUGAGUGCUUAAAAGCCUGUAGCUUGUGAAGAUGAUUGCUCUAAAAAUAGCUUCAGAGAGAGUUUGCAGUCAGGUCCAGUUUCAGGUUCUAGCUGAGUUAGCUUUAUUAAACUUUCUUUUUUUAACCACUGUUGCAAGACUAGAUUGAGGGUAACUCGUUCCUUGUUCCACUUGGAUGUUGAUUUUGGACUCCAAUAUACUUAUUUUAUCCAUGGAUAAGGGACAGUAAUGCCAUGGCUGAAGAUUCAGAGACAAAGCAUGGAGGAAACAAGAAUGGGAAGAAAGAAGGCCUCUCUGGAAGCUUUUUCACCUGGUUUAUGGUAAUAGCACUGCUGGGAGUUUGGACAUCAGUAGCAGUUGUCUGGUUUGAACUUGUAGAUUAUGAAGAAGUUCUAGCCAAAGCAAAGGACUUCCGUUAUAACUUGUCAGAGGUACUUCAAGGCAAGCUUGGGAUAUAUGAUGCUGAUGGAGAUGGAGAUUUUGAUGUGGAAGAUGCCAAAGUUUUGCUAGGCUUGACCAAAGAUGGCAGUAAUGAAAAUAUUGAUUCCCUUGAGGAAGUCCUUAAUAUUUUAGCAGAGGAAAGUUCUGAUUGGUUUUAUGGCUUCCUCUCAUUUCUCUAUGAUGUAAUGACUCCUUUUGAAAUACUAGAAGAAGAAGAGAGCGAAGCUGCAGAUGAUGUUGAUGGUACGUCACAGAAUGAAGGGGUUCAGGGAAAAAAGACUUGCGUUAUUUUGGAUUUACAGAACCAGUGACUGAUUCAGGGGCUAAUUUUAUUGGCUUGUGAAAAUGUCCAUGCAAUCAAUCUUAAUAUAAGGCUUUAUGGCAGUGGGUGGAUUAAAAAACAAACCAAACCUUUAAUGAACAUUCUAAAUAUGAGCUAAAAUCAGCCAGCCAUGUGAUAUAGUUUCACUUCUUGAAAAGCCUUUCAGUGACUUUCUCCAUUUUGUGACAGGGAGAUAAACAUUUACACAAAUGUGUAAUUAUGCCUAGGAUAAAAUAACUAAAUAAAAAGUGUCUGCAAUUAUGUAGUUGGCUUCUGUAUGGUUUUGCUUCAACAAUUUGUGCAUUUUGUGCACUAAAAUUGGCAAACUAACUAUAGUAAGCUGUACCGUUACCCCUUAUAAACAUUUGUCUUUCUAACAAGCAUUAAUUGAGGCAUUUUGUAAUGGGCUUGAUUACAAGAUAUUCUGGCAUGAUUAAUAUGUUAUGUAAAUAUAUAUUUAUAUGUUAAUCCUUACUAAUAUAGCUAUUAUACAAAUGAGUGCUCUUAUGAAAUACCAUAUGAUAAAUUAUUCAUACCUUAAAUUUAAAAUUAAUUUUCUGAUUCACUGAUUUCUCAGAUACAUGCUUUUUACCCCUUUAAUUAGAAGCACUGUAUUAAUAGUGCUUGUAAAUGUAUUAAAAAUUAUUUUAUUCUAGGUUAGUUAACAUACUGUAUUUAGGAAAUAGCAUGUCAAUAUGUUUGUCUAAUUUGAAAGAGUUUUCAGUCUAAUUUUUUGUAUAAUAAUCACACCCUAAGGGCUGUUCUGAUCUGUUUUCAAGGGAUUUUUUUAGUGGGCAUUUUAUGAAAGUGGGGAAUUGUGAAUAUGUAUUUCUUAUGUAAUGAUGAAAUAUAUUAAAGAUUACUCCACACAAAGUA
Trachemys scripta elegans is the source of this 1805-nucleotide messenger RNA. It is a transcript of the gene ASPH, whose product is annotated as aspartate beta-hydroxylase. Gene Ontology annotation, cellular component: membrane; endoplasmic reticulum. Gene Ontology annotation, biological process: peptidyl-aspartic acid hydroxylation. Gene Ontology annotation, molecular function: peptidyl-aspartic acid 3-dioxygenase activity. The record is from RefSeq and is a predicted model, not a curated record. NCBI's taxonomy places the organism in Eukaryota, Metazoa, Chordata, Testudines, Emydidae.